This is a messenger RNA of Colletotrichum fioriniae, 2082 nucleotides long. RefSeq lists its product as uncharacterized. Gene Ontology annotation, molecular function: translation initiation factor activity; tRNA binding; mRNA binding. Lineage: Eukaryota; Fungi; Ascomycota; Sordariomycetes; Glomerellales; Glomerellaceae. The record is from RefSeq and is a predicted model, not a curated record. Gene Ontology annotation, biological process: translational initiation. Gene Ontology annotation, cellular component: cytosolic small ribosomal subunit.
AUGGCGUCCUCACAAUUGCAGUUUGCCUACCGCACCCAGAAGGGCAUCGGCCUGUUCGAUGCUGCGCCGUCUUACCAGCCUCUCUCUGGGUUCGCCAAUCCUGAAGGGAACCUCCGGUGUUGUGCAUACUCGCCCUGUGGCCGUUACUUUGCCUGGGCGAGCCCCGAAGUUGUUACCGUUGUCGACGCUUCCACCGGCCAGCAGGUUCUUGCCCUCCCCAUCCUCAAUGUCCUCGAGCUCGGCUUCUCCCCUCUCGGCACCUUCCUCGUCACCUGGGAGCGACCUGCCAAGGACGAGAACGGAGAUGCGACCAAGAACCUGAAGGUCUGGCGUACUGUCGAAGAUGGCGUUGCCGGAGCCGACAAGCUGCCCUUGGGCAAGUACGUCCAAAAGUCGCAGGGAGGCUGGAACCUUCAGUACACAGCCGACGAGAAGUUCUGUGCCCGUCAAGUCACCAACGAAGUCCAGUUCUACGAAAGUCACGAUCUCGGUACCGUCUGGAACAAGCUGAGAGUCGAGGGCGUCGCCGACUUUGCCCUGGCUCCCGGCCGUUCCCACUCCGUUGCUGUCUUCAUUCCUGAACGCAAGGGACAACCCGCUGCCGUCAAGGUCUACAACGUGCCCCAGUUCAACGCCCCCAUUUCCCAAAAGACCUUCUUCAAGGGCGACAAGGUCCAGCUCAAGUGGAACCAAUUGGGAACUAGCAUUCUCGUUUUGGCCCAGACCGAUGUCGACAAGUCCAACAAGAGUUACUACGGCGAGACCACCCUGUACCUGCUUAGUGUCAAUGGCUCUUUCGACGCCCGCGUCAGCCUUGACAAGGAGGGCCCUAUUCAUGAUGUGACUUGGUCCCCGAACUCCAAGGAGUUUGGUGUCGUCUAUGGUUACAUGCCUGCGAAGACUACCAUCUUCAACCACCGCGCCGUUGCCCAGCACUCGUUCCCCCUGGGACCUCGCAACACCAUCAUCUUCUCGCCUACGGGACGAUUUGCUCUUGUUGCUGGAUUCGGAAAUCUGGCUGGCCAGAUCGAUGUCAUUGAUCUCGAGAAGGAUUUCCGCAAGCUCCACACCAUUGAGAGUGGUAACCCCAGCGUCUGCACGUGGAGUCCCGACAGCCGUUAUAUCAUGACGGCUACCACUUCUCCUCGUCUUCGUGUCGACAACGGCAUUAAGCUCUGGCACGUCAGCGGUCCCCUCAUGUACAACGAGGACAAGGUUGAGCUUUACCACGUUGUCUGGAGGCCCCUGGCUGCUGAGAAGGUUGCGGGCGGAGAUCCUCUGAACCCGGUUCCCACCCCCCACGCCUCCGCGGCUACUUACUUGGGCUCCGUAAAGACGCCCAGCAAGCCCGCAGGAGCUUACCGCCCCCCUGGCGCUCGUGGCCUCGCCACCCCGCUUCAUUUCAAGCGAGAGGACGAGGGCGGCGCGGCCCACAUCAGCAUGAACAACGGAUCUGCGCCCAUUGGACCUAACGGGUUCGGACGCCCCCGCCGUGGUGUGCCUGGUGCAGAGUUUGCGGUCCCUGGUGCUGCUCCUAAGGUUCCCGGAGCCGACCCGAACGACGAUGAAAAUUUGUCGAAGGCGGCGCUCAAGAACAAGAAGAAGCGCAACAACAGAAAGAAGGACGGAGAAAUCAACCCAGAGGGCCAGAACGGCGGUGGUGCCUCGCUUGCCCCGCCUCCCCGUGACUUCGGCGCGGGUUCUGGUCACGAGGGUCGCAGCCCUGAGCGCCGUGGCGGUGCCGGAGGUAACCACAGACACCGCAGCCACUCUCGAAACCCCGGUGCGGGCCAGCAUCGUAACAGGAGCAACACCCACCGAGGCCAGAAUGGCGCGCCGCAGGUACCUAACGCGCAGCCUCAACAGGCCGCACCGGUGACUGUGACUAGCCCCGGCGCCGAUAACUCGCAAAACCCGAACGCGAAGAAGAUUCGCAGCUUGCAGAAGAAGGUCCGCGCGAUCGAAGAUCUCGAGAUGAGACUGGCCGGAGGCGAGAAGCUUGAGGAUACGCAGAUGAAGAAGAUCGGCACCAAGUCAUCUGUGCUCAAGGAGUUGGAUGGUCUCGGUGGCGAGGGUCACUAA